Stegastes partitus (bicolor damselfish) is the source of this 1960-nucleotide messenger RNA. RefSeq names its product beta-1-syntrophin-like. Gene Ontology annotation, cellular component: dystrophin-associated glycoprotein complex; intracellular anatomical structure; synapse. NCBI's taxonomy places the organism in Eukaryota, Metazoa, Chordata, Actinopteri, Pomacentridae. Gene Ontology annotation, molecular function: structural molecule activity. Bases 1 to 384 code for a protein of 127 amino acids. The transcript is spliced from 3 exons. The record is from RefSeq and is a predicted model, not a curated record.
AUGCCGGAUCACAGUCCCACCCAGAGCAGUCUUCCCCAUCUUCUGUGUCUGUAUCUUCCAGGUUGUCUGUACCGAGGUCAGGAGUGCCGGCUGGUGAUCCACUAUGAGCAGGGCUUCUCUGUGCUGACUGACCCAAAGGCUGCCGAUGAGGAGGACGGUGAGGCCAGAGUGGUUCAGACUCCCAGCAAGCCUCGAGUGCUUCUCUCCUACCCCUUCGAAAAACUAAAGAUGUCCUCGGACGACGGAGUCCGCAUGCUCCUGCUCGACUUUGGCGGGAAGGAGGGGGAGAUUCAGCUGGACCUGCACUCGUGUCCGAAGCCCAUCGUGUUCAUCCUGCACUCCUUCCUCUCUGCUAAGAUCUCCCGCCUUGGUCUGGUGGCCUGACAGCUUCUAAAGGGACGUCUCACCCCUCCUAAUCCACCUUGUUCCUCCUCCUGUCCGGAGCCGCAUGCAGCAAAACACCUCAAACUCCGUCAGUUGGAAACCCAAGCUGAGUGAAUGUAGCCUCUUUCUGGAAAUAGACCAUUUUUGGGGUCUCUGACUCUAUUUUGACGAAACAAUGGAGGAAGCAGUCGAGACGCGUUGAGCUUUGAGUGACAGAUUUUCGGGGGUAAUGGAACCUGUAAGGGCUGCAUGGACUGACAUGUUGACUGAAGAACCACGGAAGAACACAAGGAUGAUAUAUAUAAAUAUAGAUGUGGACAGAGCAGGUUGGGCAUUAAUGUCCUGGUUGGGAGGACCGGCCUCGUGUAGCAGGUUCACAUGAGUUGUCUUUUAAUUCAAUCAGAAUCUAAUGGCACACUGCCUUCCAUUUACCCAUCACAUAAUUUAUUUACCACUGGCUCUGAAAGGACAUUCUGAAUUUCACUCGUCAUUUUUCUUCCAGCAAACAUUCGACAGACUGUGGGAAAAACUCUGUGCAUUUGUCUUUAUUAGGGUCCCCUGAGAUGUCUGGUUAGCAGCGUCAGCAUUCAUCAUUUAAACAGGAGCUGCAGGGAUUCCCUCAGAGCUCAUUUAAACUCUACAUGUCACCGUGUUCCGUUGCUGCGGUGAGCGACUGCUGGUUCAGGUGUAUCAGGAUUUGACAGUGUUGUGUUAAAUACUGCAUGAAGUUUGAUGGCAACAAUUAAAGGAUGUUUAAAUUAUCCUGACUAGAACCAGAACCAAACCAGAUAUUCAGAACCUUUUGGGAAACACAUUUUAACCAGAUAAUUUAAAGCAAUGGUUGGAACUUGUAGGGAAAUAUGAUGUUUUCUUGCUGAGACGUAUCUGUGCAGUCUAAUGCAAUCCAGUACAACAGCUCCGCCAUACACUACAUGUUUAUAGAAAUAUAUAUCACAGAUUCCGGCAUUUUUCUCCUGAUGCUUUCCCUCCUUCAUGUAUGUUAAUGAGAUGGACAGACAGUCCAGUUUAGCACCACCACCUGCUACGAACACACAAACGUUGCAGAAUUCUUCCGACAAUGCAAACAAAAAGUUUUAAGUUUCACGAAAGUACAAUUUAUUACACAGUUGUUGUAUCUGAUUGCAUUAGAUUGCGCCGGUGCUCCUAUAAGGUGGAGAGUAUGCAGGAUAAUGACCGCAGCAGGAGGACACAGCUACAGUAGACUGGUUCUGUCCUGUACAUUUAGUUUGUGCUGUGCUAAUAAGGUGGCAUUUUGUUACCUUUGGACAGAGCAAGGCCGGCUGGUUCAGGAUAAACAGACCAAUCUAAAAACCGAGCAAAACAUAGUGAAGGUUUCAGGAGGCUGGUUUGCCUAACGGAGCAUAAAGACUGUCACUGUCCCUCAGCAAGAAAUAUUCUGGCGUUCAGCCACAAAUUUUUCAUACGCAUGGCAAAAUCUGAUUUAUAGUGAGUUGUUAAUCGACCGAUAAAGUUUAUUCUGGCUGGAAAUGACAAACAAUUGACAAAAGAUGCUGAGACAAGACAUGUUAAGAUGAUAUUUAGAUAUGUUUACUAA